Messenger RNA from Odobenus rosmarus divergens (Pacific walrus), 4333 nucleotides. RefSeq names its product integrin, alpha 5 (fibronectin receptor, alpha polypeptide) (gene ITGA5). Gene Ontology annotation, biological process: angiogenesis; integrin-mediated signaling pathway; cell-cell adhesion. The transcript is spliced from 30 exons. Gene Ontology annotation, cellular component: integrin complex; external side of plasma membrane. The record is from RefSeq and is a predicted model, not a curated record. Gene Ontology annotation, molecular function: integrin binding. NCBI's taxonomy places the organism in Eukaryota, Metazoa, Chordata, Mammalia, Carnivora, Odobenidae. Bases 63 to 3230 code for a protein of 1055 amino acids.
CUCUGGGAGGUUUAGGAAGCGGCUCCGGGUCGGUGGCCCCAGGACAGGGAAGAGCGGGCGCUAUGGGGAGCCGGGCACCAGGGUUCCCUCUCCACGCCGUGCAGCUGCGCUGGGGCCCCCGGCGCCGACCCCCGCUGCUGCUGCUGCUGCUGCUGCCGCCGCUGCUGCUGCUGCCGCCGCCACCCAGGGUCGGGGGCUUCAACUUAGACGCCGAGGCCCCAGCUGUGCUCUCUGGGCCCCCGGGCUCCUUCUUCGGCUUCUCGGUGGAGUUUUACCGGCCGGGAUCAGACGGGGUCAGCGUGCUGGUGGGAGCGCCCAAGGCUAACACCAGCCAGCCGGGAGUGCUGCAGGGUGGUGCUGUCUACCUCUGUCCCUGGGGCGCCAGCCCGGUACACUGCACACCCAUUGAAUUUGACAGUAAAGGCUCUCGGAUCCUGGAGUCCUUAGUGUCCAGCCCAGAGGGACAGGAGCCUGUGGAGUACAAGUCCUUGCAGUGGUUCGGAGCAACAGUUCGAGCCCACGGCUCCUCCAUUUUGGCCUGUGCUCCUCUAUACAGCUGGCGCACAGAGAAGGAGCCGCUGAGCGACCCCGUGGGCACCUGCUACCUCUCCACAGGCAAUUUCACCCGAAUUCUGGAGUAUGCACCUUGCCGCUCAGAUUUCAGCUGGGCAGCAGGACAGGGUUACUGCCAAGGGGGCUUCAGUGCUGAGUUCACCAAGACUGGGCGUGUGGUCCUGGGUGGACCAGGGAGCUAUUUCUGGCAAGGCCAGAUCCUGUCUGCCACCCAGGAACAGAUUGCAGAAUCCUAUUACCCUGAGUACCUGAUCAACCUGGUGCAGGGCCAGCUGCAGACCCGCCAGGCCAGUUCCAUUUACGAUGACAGUUACCUGGGAUACUCUGUGGCUGUGGGUGAAUUCAGUGGUGACGACACAGAAGACUUUAUUGCUGGCGUGCCCAAAGGGAACCUCACCUAUGGUUAUGUCACCAUCCUUAAUGGCUCAGAUGUCCGAUCCCUCUACAACUUCUCAGGGGAGCAGAUGGCCUCCUACUUCGGCUAUGCAGUGGCUGCCACAGACAUCAACGGGGACGGGCUGGAUGACUUGCUGGUGGGGGCACCUCUGCUCAUGGAGCGGACCGCUGAUGGGCAGCCUCAGGAGGUGGGCAGGGUCUAUGUCUACCUGCAGCACCCAACUGGCAUGGAGCCCACACCUGCCCUGACCCUCACCGGCCAUGAUGAGUUUGGCCGAUUUGGCAGCUCCUUGACGCCCCUGGGGGACCUGGACCAGGAUGGCUACAAUGAUGUAGCCAUUGGAGCUCCCUUUGGUGGAGAGACCCAGCAGGGAGUAGUGUUUAUAUUCCCUGGGGGCCCAGGGGGGCUGGGCUCUAAGCCGUCCCAGGUUCUGCUGCCCCUGUGGGCAGCUGGCCACACGCCGGACUUCUUUGGUUCUGCGCUUCGAGGAGGCCGAGACCUGGAUGGCAACGGAUACCCUGAUCUGAUUGUGGGGUCCUUCGGUGUGGACAAGGCUGUGGUGUACAGGGGCCGCCCCAUUGUCUCUACCAGUGCCUCCCUCACCAUCUUCCCUGCCAUGUUCAACCCAGAGGAGCGCAGCUGCAGCUUGGAGGGGAACCCUGUGGCUUGCAUCAACCUUAGCUUCUGCCUCAAUGCUUCUGGAAAACACGUUCCUGACUCCAUUGGCUUCACAGUCGAGCUCCAGUUGGACUGGCAGAAGCAGAAGGGGGGCGUACGGCGGGCACUGUUCCUGGCCUCCAGACAGGCAACCCUGACCCAGACCCUGCUCAUCCAGAAUGGGGCUCGGGAGGACUGCAGAGAGAUGAAGAUCUACCUCAGGAAUGAGUCAGAGUUCCGAGACAAGCUCUCCCCGAUUCAUAUCGCCCUCAACUUCUCCCUGGACCCCCAAUCCCCUGUGGACAGCCAUGGCCUCCGGCCAGUCUUACAUUACCAGAGCAAGAGCCGCAUAGAGGACAAGGCUCAGAUCUUGCUGGACUGUGGAGAAGACAACAUCUGUGUGCCGGACCUACAGCUGGAAGUGUUUGGGGAGCAGAACCACGUGUACCUGGGCGACAAGAACUCCCUGAAGCUAACUUUCCACGCCCAGAAUGUGGGUGAGGGCGGUGCCUAUGAGGCUGAGCUUCGGGUCACAGCCCCGCCAGAGGCUGAGUACUCCGGACUCGUCAGAAACCCAGGGAACUUCUCCAGCCUGAGUUGUGACUACUCUGCUGUCAACCAGAGCCGCCUGCUGGUGUGUGACCUGGGCAACCCCAUGAAGGCAGGAGCGAGUAUCUGGGGUGGACUUCGGUUCACAGUCCCUCACCUCCGGGACACAAAGAAAACCAUCCAGUUUGACUUCCAGAUUCUCAGCAAGAAUCUCAACAACUCACAAAGCGAAGUGGUUUCCUUCCGGCUCUCAGUGGAGGCUCACGCCCAGGUCUCCCUUAACGGUGUCUCCAAACCUGAGGCAGUGCUAUUCCCAGUGAGCGACUGGCAUCCCCGAGACGAACCUCAGGAGGAGGGAGACGUGGGCCCUGCUGUCCACCAUGUCUAUGAGCUCAUCAACCAGGGCCCCAGCUCCAUUAGCCAGGGCAUGCUGGAGCUCAGCUGUCCCCGGACUUUGGAAGGUCAGCAGCUUUUCUACAUGACCAGGGUGACAGGACUUGGCAACUGCACCACCAGUCACCCCUCCAACCCACAGAACCUGGAGUUGGAUCCAGAGGGUUCCCAGCACCACCGGCUACAAAGACGGGAAGCUCCAGGCCGGAGUCCGGCCUCCCCAGGACCUCAGAUCCUGAAAUGCCCCGAGGUGGAGUGUUUCAGGCUGCGUUGUGAGCUCGGGCCACUGCACCGACAAGAAAGCCGAAGUCUGCAACUGCAUUUCCGAGUGUGGGCCAAGACCUUCCUGCAACGGGAACACCAGCCAUUUAGCCUGCAGUGUGACGCUGUAUAUGAAGCCUUGAAGAUGCCCUACCGAAUCCUGCCCCAGCAGCUUCCCCGAAAGGAACUUCAGGUGGCCACGGCUGUGCAGUGGACCAAGGCAGAAGGCAGCCACAGCGUCCCACUGUGGAUCAUUAUCCUAGCCAUCCUCAUUGGCCUCCUGCUCCUAGGGCUGCUCAUCUAUAUCCUCUACAAGCUCGGAUUCUUCAAACGCUCCCUCCCAUACGGCACCGCCAUGGAAAAAGCUCAACUCAAGCCACCAGCCACCUCUGAUGCUUGACUCCUCCCGAUUCCAGACUCCCAAUCCUCAAGGCCCAGUCCUCCCACCCUCAGUCUACUGACAGGGAGGGGGCUGGGCACUUCCUGAAGGUGCUGAGGGCCAGGGAGAAGCUCCUCUCCCCAGCCUAGAGACAUACUUGAAGGGCCAGAGCCGGGAGUUGAGGAGCUGGGGAUCCCCUCCCCCCAUGCACUGUGAAGGACCCUCGUUUACACAUGCCCUCCUCAUGGAUAGGGGAACUCAGAUCCAGGGAUAGAGGCCCCAGCCUCCCUGUAGCCUUUGCAUUUUGGAGAAAGUUUCCUGAAAACAACUUGGAACCAGCCCUGGGAAAUCCGAUCCCAGUUCUCUGGGCCAGAUGUGCCACCAGGACUUCCUGUCCAGCUCCAGCCUGCAAAGAUCUAUCCUCAGUCUUGCCAGAGAUCCACAGGAAGCCCCCAGCUAAGAACCUGGAACCCGGGGAGUGAGACCUGGAAGCUCUGGACAGCCCUGGUGGGCCAACAAGGAACACUAACUGUGGAUGGUGCCCCAGGCCCAGCUCAGGACAGAUCCCAAACAAGGAUCAUGCUGGCUCAGAACCAGCUCCAAGGGGAUUCAGAACUCUAAUGGGGCCAGAUCGAACCUGGGGCCUGGGGUUGAUCUGGGACCCAGACUCAGACAUUGGUAAACUAACCAGGCAGAUCCAGGACUACAUUUGAGCCUGUUCCAGACCUGGGCCUGGAGGCCCAAUCCACUUCUGACUCGGGAGAAGUCAGGAAUUGCCCAGGACCGUGAAGGGGCCAUGAUGGUAACAGAUCUGGAACCUCAGCCUGGCCAGGAGCAGGCCCUCCCAGUCCCCCAGAAAAAGGGGAGCCCACUGUCCUGGGCCUGCAGGAUUUGGGUUCUGCCCACUAGCUGCACUGACGCUGCCCCUUUCUCCCUUCCCAACCUCCCCUCACCUCAGCUCCGGACAUCCGGGACUUAUUUAAACUCUGUUGCAAGUGCAAUAAACCCGGCCCGGUGCCCCCACUGACCAGAGCUGGAAUUUGUGUCCUAACCUACUCUUUCCAAACCCAUCCUGGAACCAGAUGGCUUGAUGCAGAGGAAAUGUCUGUUCACUCUUGGAGUCA